Molecule: messenger RNA, 642 nt
Organism: Kalmanozyma brasiliensis GHG001
Lineage: Eukaryota; Fungi; Basidiomycota; Ustilaginomycetes; Ustilaginales
Product: B-cell receptor-associated 31-like protein
Exons: 4
Coding region: 1-642 (213 amino acids)
Biological process (GO): intracellular protein transport; endoplasmic reticulum to Golgi vesicle-mediated transport
Cellular component (GO): endoplasmic reticulum; endoplasmic reticulum membrane
Source: RefSeq, a predicted model, not a curated record
AUGGCCGCGACCCUCGCAAGCACAUCCUCAACUCGCUUUGUCGUUCACAAGACUUCUCUCGAGAUGACGCUUUACUACAGCAUCGUAUUCGCACUUUUGUGCUUCGAGAUGGCCAUGUUCAUGGUCCUCAUCGUACCCCUUCCAUUCACCUGGAGACGCAAGCUCUUCCACUUCCUCGCCGUCAACCCGGUUGUCGCCAAGAUCCAAUACGGUCUCAAGAUAACAUUCAUCUUCGUUGCGGUCCUCUUUGUCGAUGCCGUUCAACGCAUGGUCAAGGUCAUGUCGGAAGGCGAAACUGCCCGCGACAACCGCGGCGUUCAGGACGUCCGUACCGAAACCAACUACGCUGCGCGCAAAUUCUACAGCCAGCGCAACAUGUACUUGACCGGCUUCACCCUUUUCCUCAGCCUGAUCCUUUCGCGCACCUACUCGCUCAUCCUCGACCUCAUCAACACGCAGGAGGAGCUCGUCGCGCUCAAGAAGGGUUCCAAGACCGCCGGUAGCGGAGCCGACAUCGAGAAGAAGUACCAGACCGAAAUCGACACGCUCAAGAAGCAAACCAAGCAGCAACAGCAGGAGUACAACCGCCUCAGCGACGAACUCGCCAAAGCCACCGGCCAGACUUCCACCAAAAAGGACUAA